Molecule: messenger RNA, 3227 nt
Organism: Saccostrea echinata
Lineage: Eukaryota; Metazoa; Mollusca; Bivalvia; Ostreida; Ostreidae
Product: extracellular matrix organizing protein FRAS1-like
Exons: 23
Coding region: 153-3227 (1024 amino acids)
Molecular function (GO): protein binding
Source: RefSeq, a predicted model, not a curated record
AAAGAGGAUGUCGACAGUUUUAAAAAUUGACGUGUGAAAUAUUUUAAGAUGUGUAUUAUCGGUAACACGUGAGUUGACAUGUAGUGGAGUGAUGGAGUGUGAAUUUAAUCAUUUUACCUGAAAAUUCAAAUUUUUGAUUUUAAUUGGAAGAUAUGCGGGGCUUCUUGAUAUCAAUCUGCACUGUCAUGAGUCUAUUAGUGCAGAAACUAGCAGCCGACUGUCAACAUAUGGACAAGUUUUAUAUGAAUCACACACUCUGGUUGCCGGACCUCUGUACUAUCUGUACCUGUCUGGACCCUGUGUCUGUUUGUGAAAACGUCCGCUGCCUGAAUCCAAACUGUUUCUAUGCAAAGGGGGAAUAUCUACAGAUUCCACAUGAUGGAUGUUGUCCUGAGUGUGUGGGAACUUUAGCCCCUUGCCGUCAGGACUCUAAAACUUUCGCACACAACACUGACUGGUACCCCGAUCCUUGUUCUCACUGUACGUGUUGGGAUGGAGAUGUUACUUGUUCUGCCGUAGCCUGUCCCCGACAGAACUGUAAACCUGGGACAGUAGCCCAGACCCUCCCCGGGCAAUGCUGCCCCCAGUGUAUAGCCUCUGGAAGUUCGUGCUUAGUCGAUGGUGUAACUUAUGAUGAUGGACAUGAGUGGUCUCCCCUUCCCUGUACAAAAUGUGUGUGUCAAGACGGAACAGCCUCGUGUUUCCCGAUACAGUGCCCCCCUCUUGUUUGUCCACCGGGCCAGUAUAUUGAAAGAGGUCCUCAUUCUUGCUGUCCUGUAUGCAAAUCUAAGAUGUGUUCGGAUAGAAUCAAGCAAUACCAGAAUAAUGAAAGCUGGCAGAAGGAUGAAUGCACAUUUUGCACCUGUCUACAAGGGGAGACCGUUUGCAGGAAAGAAGAAUGUGUGGAUCCAAAAGAGCUGGAAUGUGGCAAAAGUGAGAGAAAAGUGAGAAGACCUGGAGAAUGUUGCAUUGAGUGUGUCAGUCGACAGGAUUCGUGCAAGUCUGAAAUACCUAUUCGAUACCACGGUGAUGUGUGGAACAUUUCUGCUUGUGAAUUCUGUUUGUGUGAGAAUGGUCAAGUCCACUGUCAUAAGGCCAUGUGUGAACCACUCAUCUGUGAAUUAUAUGAAACCAAAGUCCACCUGUAUGGGAAAUGUUGUCCAGAAUGUAUGGAACAACCAAGAUGUUACUCUAAUGGAGAGAUUUACUUGGAUGGUGACACUUGGUACCCGGACCCCUGUUCUAUCUGUAGUUGUAAGGAGGGACACAUCACAUGUUACCAUAAGCCCUGUCCUGUCUGUCCCCAGGGUCAGAUGUCGCUCAUUCACUCGGGAGAGUGCUGUGGUACCUGUAAACCAUUGCAGUGUAGUGAGGCCUGCUCUGUUUGUCGUCCUGAUGAUCCAGACUUCUGCCUGGUCUGUAAACAGCCCGGACUUUAUCUUCAGGACGGAACAUGUGUGACCAGCUGCCAGGAAAACUUUUAUGUCACCAGGAAUAGAAAAUGUGGAGAGUGCCAUGAGAUGUGUGCCAGCUGUACAGGGGCCACUCAACAUCACUGUGUCAAAUGUAAGCCUGGUCUUUUAUGGAGGGAUGGACAAUGUGUACCUAGGUGUGGAUCUAACUUCUACCAAAAUGGAGGGCAGUGCCUGGCCUGCCAUUCUUCUUGUCGGGAAUGCCUUGGUCCUAACAAAGACAAUUGUUUGUCGUGUACAAUAUCUGUUCAAGUCCUCCUGUCAGGAAGAUGUGUCAACGACUGUGGACCACAGUUCUAUGUAAAGGAUGGAAAGUGCACCAGUUGCCAGCCUACUUGUUCUAGUUGUUCUAGUGAUGGGAGGUUCUGUACUAACUGUACGCAGUCCCUCGUCUUACACAAGGGUCAGUGUGUCACCAGUUGUCCUUGGGGGUACUUCAUCUCCCCCCAGGGGGUGUGUACAGCAUGUCACCCGAGCUGUAAAAAAUGUAGUGGGCCCCACGAAGAGGAUUGUCUGACUUGCUUGGACGGUUCUCCUCCCAGGAAAGGAGGUCACUGCCCAGGAAACUGUGUCAACGGGGAAUACAGGGACACCAAUGGAAAUUGUAAAAAAUGUGAGCCUGGAUGCAUCAGAUGUAGGGCCACAGAAAAUGGACAGGGCAGUGUUUGUGUGGAGUGUCCUACACCAAUGAUGGCUUUUGACAACAUCUGUGUCAGGCAAUGUCCUAUUGGUCACUUUAAUCAGAGCUCUAUAUGUCAAAAAUGCAGCAGUGGUUGUGUGGAGUGUAUCUCCCCCUCCCAGUGUACAAGAUGUGGUCCCUCCCUCCUCUUGUCAGCAGGGGUAUGUGUCCUCCAUUGUCACCCUACCCAGGUCAUUGAUUCACUCCACAGUGUUUGCCAAGACUGCCCUUCAAAUUGUCUUAGCUGUUCUACACCUGAUGAGUGCAUGCAAUGUGAUGAUGUAACAUACCUUAAGAUGGGAGUCUGUGUAUCAGCUUGUGGCCAAGGCUUCUAUCAGAAUCCUGAUGCAAGGCAGUGCACUGCCAAUCAACACAGACCUACUCUACAGAUAAUUGGUCAGAUUCGGGUGGAACAAGGUGGAGUAGCCAGCAUUACAGGUGACACAUUUUCCUUGUCUGACUCGGACACUUCAAAAGAUGACCUCCACUUGAUAGUGACAGAACCUACUAGCAUUGGGAAACUGCUUAAAGCUGUCCAAGGGAAUGAUGGGAUAUUAAAUGCUGGGGGUACAUUUUCAUUGGCUGACCUAGAAACAGGAAAGAUUCGCUUUAUUCAGAAUGUAGGGAAUGAAAGGAAAGGAAAGAUCAAGUUGAGAGUAACUGAUGGUCAACUAUACAGUGAAGAAAGAGCUUUACAUAUUCUGGUUAUUCCAAAAAACCCACCAUAUUUACGGAAACAUGAGUCAUUGUUAGCAUUUCUGGAGAAUACAACCGCCAUAGGACCACAACAAGUUGAUAUCCGGGUAGACAGCUUACAAAAUUCAGUGUCCAUUACAGUGUUACAAGGACCCAGUCAUGGACAAAUUGUGAACAGAGAGCAUGAUGUACCUGUAUCAGAAGUUACUUUGAAGGAUUGGACCAAUGAAAAAUUAGCUUUCAAAAUUGGGAAGUCCAAAGCAACCUCUGACAGAGUUCUGUUCCAGGUUUUUGAUGGCUACCACUCCCUCAACUUCCUGCUGGAUAUUACUAUAAGAAAACAGGUAAAUACUGGAGAGGGUUUUUUUUAUGAUGCAUAA